Formica exsecta is the source of this 2030-nucleotide messenger RNA. RefSeq names its product stress response protein NST1-like (gene stai). Gene Ontology annotation, molecular function: tubulin binding. Bases 247 to 1311 code for a protein of 354 amino acids. The transcript is spliced from 7 exons. The record is from RefSeq and is a predicted model, not a curated record. Lineage: Eukaryota; Metazoa; Arthropoda; Insecta; Hymenoptera; Formicidae. Gene Ontology annotation, biological process: neuron projection development; regulation of microtubule polymerization or depolymerization; microtubule depolymerization. Gene Ontology annotation, cellular component: cytoplasm; neuron projection.
CGGCGCAGUGUGCGGGCCAGUCGCCCUUCAGCCACCGCCCCAGUUACGACUUGAGCGACACUUCCGGUGUGCCUCACUCAUUUUCUAUCUUGGUCUCGUCUUCUUCUUCAUCUUUCGUCCUUCCUCCGACCUUCCUCAGUGUGCCUUGGUCUCUCGGUGUGCUCGAUCUGUCAUUCACAUCGUCCUCCGAGAUCGAGCCUGCGAAACCAAUCACCCCCCUUUCGAACGAAACGAAACGAACGCAACAUGCUGAUCGGUCUCGUGCGCGAUUCGGUGCUCCAGUGCUUCUGUCACAGCUGCAAGGCCCCGCUGAGUAUCGUAGGACAAAGGAGGAAUAACGCGCCGUUUAAGAAACCCAGCGGCAAGGGCAAACCGCGGACCAAGCAGCCGAAGAAGGUGAAGUUCAUCACGACCGAGAUCCGAUGCCAGGAGAAGACCAAGGGCGGACUGUGCUACGAGGUGAUCCUGGCGGAACCAACGGUGCCUAAGAGAGCGCCAUCGCCGCCGCAGACGAGUCCAACGCAGCAAAUCGCGAUCGAGGAUAAGCUGAAGGCCGCUGAGGAGCGAAGACUGUCCAUCGAGGCGCACAAACUCGCCGCCCUCGCUGCCAAGCUCAGCAAGAUCGAGGAGGCAUCUCGCAAGAAGGAUGAGCUUAGCACGGCUUUCAUGGUCGCGACUCGCGAGUCCUUGGAUGCUAAGAUGAACAACACAGAGGAGAAGCGAGAGGCUCAUAUCGCCGAUUUAAAGAACAAGCUAAAGGAGCAUUUGGAGAGUGUUGAAAAGACUCGCUUGAGUCUCGAGCAACAAACCGAGGAAGUGCGAUGCGCCGUCGAAGAGAAGCUGAAGACUGCUGCGGCUCAGCGUGAUGAGAAUAUCAAGAGAAUGCUGGAUCGUCUCAAGGAACAUGAGGAGCAAGUAGCUCGUGUACGUCAAGGAAUGUCGGAGCGCGUACAGCAGUUGGAGUGUCAAAUUCAGGGCAAGCUGGAGCAGGCACGUGAACGUCGCGAGACUAUCGAGCGCGAGCAGAAGGAGAAAUUGCGCAAUCAUAACACGGUGAAGAUAGCUCAAGUACGUCAGAUGGCAGCGCAAGAACUCCUGGUGAAAAAGUUCGAGUUUGACAAGAGGGUGUCGACUGCGGAGCUGAAUCGGGAGCGAGAGAUCCAGCGCCGCGUGCAAGCGAUUCGCCGUCACCAUGAAAGGCGUGCUGAGAUUGUGAGACAGAAUAAGGCGGCAAACCGCCAGGAUAAUAAUGCCGUAAACUCACCGCAACCGAUUCUACCGGUGGAGAAUGAGACCGCCAGCUCCGGCUAAGUAUCCAAUAUUCUCUUCACGGCCGCUCGAAUGCCCCCGCAAGACUCCGUUUCGCUUUGUGCCAUUAUUUUCUGACUCGAAGUAAAACGGGAGGUCGAUCACGCGUAUCGGACAUGUCUGUAUUUCGAACUGGAGGGAUAGAGAAACAUAUCGUUUCUCCCUGCAGUUUCUCAAUAGUCGCGCGGAUAAUACUGCCUUUAUCAAUUUUUAUUCGCAUAUAUUAUCAAAAAAGAAAUGUGAACAAACGGAAGUUGUUGGUUAAAUUAUUAUUUGUUGCACAAAAAAAUGUUUAAUGUAAAUGAGGGACUAUAAGAGUAUUUUUGUAUAUGGCAUUUUUUUUUCUUUUUUCUUAAUUAUAUAUUUAUCAAUUGACUAAAAUGGGAAGGUACAAAAUAUAAAUUUUUAAUAUCAGUUUUGUAAUACAUAUUAAAAAAGGCGAAAGCAAAACAUCUUAUGUGGAGAUGUCAAAUUUGGCUUUUAAGCCAUCAUCAAUUUAAGUCCUUCAAAUAUACUUAAAAAUUUAAAAUACUUUAAAUACUUUAAAAUUUAAUUUUAUCUUGGCAGUUUUAAAUAAAUUAUUCUUUAUUUAAAAAAUGGCCAUAUUUUUCGAAAUGAAUCUUCAGGUUGCUGUAAAAGUUCGAAUUUUGCAUCGAGGUUUAUAUUAUUAUCGAAGGAAACAAGAAACAUUCCUAGAUUCUAAAAGUUUCUGAUAUUUAUUU